AUGUUCCUCGUUUCCAUGCGGAAAUCGUUCAAGGACUCCAUUAAAGGUCUCGAAGCCGACAUCCAGCACGCCAAUACCUUGUGAGUCGCCGAUGCCCCCUGCCCCUCUCAACGCGCUCCCUCUCUUUAUUCUUGAUGUCGUUUGGCUUGUUUCCUCAUGUUCAAGUUUUUUUUUUCCCUCUCGUGAAUUCGGUUUUUCAUCUCCAUUUUUUUUUUUUCUUACCGGAGCUCUCUUACGGGUUUGUUUUUGCUGUGGGUCCUCUCCUUUUCUUGGAUUUCUGCUGUGAAGCGAAUGCUGCCGGCUGCUGCACGUGUGGACCGUUUCUUCAUGCUUCUACUCUUGAGCACAAAAUUCUUGUUGGAGAUGUAUUUUUCCUUGGAGUUUUUUUUGCGUGAUUCUCCAUUGUGACAGCUGGAAUCUGAGAUUACGUGUGCUAACGGGGAAAUGAAGCAAGUGUUAGAGUGUGAAUGUUGAUUGCCAGGUAUUGGCAUUUAUGUGGUCAUGGGAUUGAUUCAUGCGCAAAGGAAGAAUUUUUGGCCAAAAAAUCCAUGGGUCCACAGUAUUCUCUUCGUCGAAGUAGUCCUUAAUGACAACCUGGGGUCUUAGCUCGAAAAUCAAGCAUUGGAUUUAUAAAUGCUACAGUGAGGUGGGCAAUGGCGUUCUAUAUUUCUUAAGAAAGCUGCUUGAGUUGAGCUCUUGGAAAUAGUUACUAUCCUUCUUCAUAUGUUAUUUAUUUUUCCUGGAGGACUUUUGCAAAGUUGGAGACUUUAAUUGUUUUCGGUUCCGGUGCUUGAUCAUUGCAAUCAGACUGAAAGUGGCCCUAGUAAAGGUCUUUCGGACGCUGCAUUUGGUCCCUGAUGACGACUUUUUGCUCUUCGAAAAUCGAUUGGAGUAUUUGACUACAAUUAAGUCUGUACAUACGAUUAUUUUUUCCUUUUGGAUUCUUUGAUGCAAAUUUAGAUGGCAUCUUUCUGCUUCCUUUGUUUGCUGCAUCAUAUUUUGAGAUGCCUGAUUUCAGGCCCGCCAGACUCUUCUUGCAAUGGGUAUUUCUCUAAAAAUUUCUGGGUGCCAUAAGCAUUAAUUUUCAACAGCUAUAUGAUAUUGUUGAUGUCCUAAGGAAAUGGGUCUGUGGAACGAUCUCGGUUAAUUGAAAAGUUUGAGUAUUGACGGUGAGAAGUAUGCUUCCAGCAGGAAGUUGUUCAGCUAAUUUGUAACGGUGAAGAGUGCUCAUCAAUGAAGUCGCUGCCUAAAAAAAAAGUGACAUCAUAUUAGCUUCCAAUACCCUCCUUAAUGCCUCGGAUGCAUCUAGACUAGUUCCACUGGAAGAUUUUGUGUUGCUGAUGUUGACUUUCUGCCCUCUAGGAAUGAGUUAUUUUAUCUGAGUCUUGCUUGCAGGGUGACUACAGCAUUUGCCUUCUUCUCCCAGGCUAAAAUUCGAAAUUUUGCCUUUGCCGGCUCUAUUCAAUUAUUGAUGCUUGGCUAAAGUUAUUCGUCCUGCAACAUUUUUUAUUCUGCAUAAUUAUUAUACUUGAUAUUAUUUAAGUCUUUUAUUGCAAUGCCAUAGGGCUUCAGAAUUUCCCAGGGAGUACGAUGGCGCCUGUCUUCAGAUGCGAAUGUCAUACAGUCCAGCUGCGCACCUGUUUCUAUUCCUCGUGCAGUGGACAGACUGUCACCUUGCUGGAGCACUGGGGCUCCUUCGAAUUUUAAUCUACAAGGUUGACUUGACAAGAAUAUCCAGAUAUAUCAAAUUGUUCAGCAGUAUGGAACACCUUUUGAUUGUUUCUUUAUUCAUGACGAAAGUACUUGUGCUUUAGGUUUAUGCAGAUGGAACAACGACCAUGUCAACUCACGAAAGGAAAGCAAGUAUACGAGAAUUUUAUGGUAAUCAUUUAUCAUCUUCGAAGGGCAUUAUAAGGGAAUGCUGAAAAAAUUAGGUGCUCAUUUUUUUUCGUGCUCAUUGACAGCCGUAAUAUUUCCCUCUCUUCUGCAACUUCAAAAGGGGAUCACUGAUGUCGAGGAUAAGAAGCAGAAGGCUGUCUGCUUUGAGAGGUACAGGAGAAGAGAUGAUGAAGAGAGGAAGCAAUUAUCUGAUAUUGAUAUUGAAAGGGAAGAAGAGUGUGGCAUCUGCAUGGAAAUGAACACCAAAAUUGUGUUGCCAGAUUGCAGUCAUGCAAUGUGCAUGAAAUGCUUUCGAGAAUGGUAUCUUCUUUCUCUUAUCCUCUCCGUACUUUGCAUUUUAUUUUUCUUUUGAUGCUGUUUUCUUUCUUAUUGUCUUUUAUUAUUUAUCGAUCGCUUUCAUUAAAAAAACAUUUUUUGUGAUUAUCAAUUCAGAAACAUAACCCUAAAAGUAUGAUGAGAGAUAUAAGUUCCUGGGUUGUAUGAUCAACUGGUUUCCGAAUGACCCACCAAAAGUGUUGGAAUCUAUUAGUCUGUUGAUCAUUCUUUAAGCAUGGGCAUCUUGCUUAGUGUAUGUAUAGUUUUUACAUAUUGAUUGCUACUCUCUAUCUCGUCUGCUUAUGGAGGAGUGAUGUCCCUAUUGGAUUUGUGCUUAGAUUAGGGGAAUAGUACAUCAUAUAUUCUUCUAAUAAAACUGGAAGAAAAGCAAAGAGAAAACAACAAGGUCUCAAGCAGUAUAGAAUGCUGGAAUAACAUUCUGAAGUGAUUUAAAAUUGGAUGUGGGUGCAGUUGCGGAUGUAUUUGCUCAGAUUCAUGAACAGUGAAUUGCUUAUGAAACCCAGAGAAAAAAUUAUCAGAUUCAUGAAUUACUUAUUAAGUGUAUGUGUUGUCACCGUUGAGUCACAUUCACCUGUUUAAAUAAAUAAAUAAAUAGUGGGUCUUAAUUUUUUUAUGAAGAUAACCGAUUUUAUUUUGACUGUUUAAAUAUGUAUCCGUAUAAACUGAAUGAGAGCUUCUAAGUCAGUAUGUUGUCUUCAUGCUUGAGUUCAAACAUGGUGCCGUGAAAAAUUAAACAACUCCAAGAUUAAAAAAAGCCAAUUAGUUUUUUUCUUUUUUUUAACGAAGAAGUGAUCAAUUUGGCCAAAUGGUUUCAUCCAUUGGGGGGUCUUGUUGACUCUAGAAAAUAAUAAUAAUAAUAAUAAUAAUAAUAAUAAGAAUAAGAAUAAUAAUAAUAAUAAUGAUGAUGAACAAAACAUGUAAGAAAAUAACGAAAAUUGCAAUCCUGUAAAAUCUUUGUUCCUUUCCAUAUCAUAUUAUCCUCGAAUUGCCACUGAUUUCUCUCCAUAUUCAAGGCACUCAAGAUCGCAGUCGUGCCCGUUCUGUCGCGACAGCCUCAAGCGGGUGGACUCGGGGGAUCUGUGGAUCUUCAUGGACAAUCGGGACAUCAUCGACAUGGCCACUGUGUCCCGGGAAAAUCUGAGGCGGCUCUUCAUGUACAUAGAGAAGCUGCCUGUGAUCAUCCCCGACUCAGUCUUUGAAGCCUAUGAUUCCCAUGUAAAAUGA
Molecule: messenger RNA, 3459 nt
Organism: Spirodela intermedia
Lineage: Eukaryota; Viridiplantae; Streptophyta; Magnoliopsida; Alismatales; Araceae
Source: the annotation of a GenBank genome assembly